CUCUGAUCUCUCAGUCUUUUGUUGGUCCUCGGGCAGUGAAAACACCCUCAAUUCGUGUGGUCGACAAGUUUCUUCUUCUCAUCUAGAAUGACAAUUCAAACUCUUUCUUUGGUGAUUGGGAUCGUAUCAUUGUUGGGAAAUGUUCGUGUCUUGUGUUACGAGUUGCAGAUCGGAGCCGAUAUAGGAACUUUGUUUAAUUGUUCGGUCGUUAUCCCGAUGAUUAUUUCCUCGGCUCUCGUUGUAGUCGUGGCAGUGACAAAUCGCUUUCCGAAGCUCCUUAUACCUUGGAUCGUCUUUAGCAUCUUGGAGUUGUUCAUUAUACCUCUUGGGUGUUAUUUUUUUAUGGUUGCUGUCGUUCAAAAAAUUCAGCCUAACACAAAUGAGAAAUUCUUUUUCACUACGUAUGGCGUCCCUUUACUCGCAGCCGUCAUUUUAUUCCGCACCUGGUUCGUAGUUUUCAGUUACUACCAUGAACUGAUGUUUGGAACGAAGAAAUAUCCAGCACAGCCCGACGACCUGCCGUUAUAAUACAACUAUUGAUUGUUCAGUUUAUCAACUGUUGCUGUCACUCGAUAGAAAUCAUAUUACCCAAUACAUUAGAUAAAGUCGGAGCUUUGC
This is a messenger RNA of Daphnia pulicaria, 618 nucleotides long. RefSeq lists its product as uncharacterized. The record is from RefSeq and is a predicted model, not a curated record. The coding region runs from base 88 to 528 and encodes 146 amino acids. The transcript is spliced from 4 exons. NCBI's taxonomy places the organism in Eukaryota, Metazoa, Arthropoda, Branchiopoda, Diplostraca, Daphniidae.